Molecule: messenger RNA, 2787 nt
Organism: Brassica rapa (field mustard)
Lineage: Eukaryota; Viridiplantae; Streptophyta; Magnoliopsida; Brassicales; Brassicaceae
Product: hydroxyproline O-arabinosyltransferase 2
Molecular function (GO): glycosyltransferase activity
Source: RefSeq, a predicted model, not a curated record
AUAAAUGUCAAAAUAUGCAUUGAAACUACUAUAAGCGCUACCAUCCUGCAAUAACAACGGUGAUCAUUUACACAUUCCUUUUCAAGAAUAAAAACUAACUGAGGAAAUUUCUUAUAUCAUUGGCUUAUUAGUGGUUCAGUGACUGGUAGGCCUGAGCUGACCCGACUAUAGCAGAACACAUCCAAUUCUGUAAUAAGAACAAAUCAAAAUGCUAAGAACUCGCAGCCUCAUUAUUGAGAUAUAUUAGGUGUAGUCAAAUAUAUGUCUAGAUAUAUUUAGUUUUAUUUGUUAAAUUAUUAAUCAACUGGUCCAACUAUAACAAUAUUGUACAACAAGCUGGUAGAGUAGAUUAUUUUUCUAUUAAUAAAGCUGAUCUAAGAGAAAAAAAAAGAGAAUUAUAUACUGAAUAACAAGAAAAUACAAUCAUAAAACAACAAAUCAUUUUUCAUUACAAAAGAAGAAGAAGAAAACGAAGCGAAGACCGAAACAUUGUGGGACCAACCACUUUCUCGCAACUACUACUCAUUCACAAUAACAAAAUUAGCGACGACUUUUUAUACAAACUGAAACUGUUUUGUGUCUUCUUCUUAUUACUCAAGACAUAUAUACAAAUCAAACUCAUAAUCACAUGAAUACAUUUUGAACAUAGAAAAAAGAAAAAAAAACAAAAUGGGUUUUCGUGGGAAAUUCUUCUUCCCAAUGCUCAUGACUCUAUCGUUAUUUCUAAUAAUCAGGUACAACUACAUAGUCUCCGGUGAUCCUCCUCUCCAGCAAGAUCUCCCUGGACGUCGGUCAUUUUCUUCCAGAGAUGACGUCAUAUCUUCCGUCAAGACUCCGCCAAAGAAGACUAAGAGACUUUUUCACACGGCGGUGACAGCCACUGACUCUGUGUAUAGCACAUGGCAGUGUCGGAUCAUGUACUAUUGGUACAACAGGUUCAGGGACGAACCUGGUUCGGAGAUGGGCGGGUAUACCCGAAUCUUGCACUCGGGUCGACCCGAUGGUCUCAUGAAUGAGAUCCCUACCUUUGUUGCAAAUCCUCUUCCCUCUGGUGUUGAUCAGGGAUAUGUAGUUCUGAAUAGGCCUUGGGCGUUUGUGCAAUGGCUUCAACAAGCACACAUAGAGGAAGAUUACAUUCUUAUGGCGGAACCUGAUCAUAUCAUAGUUAAACCAAUACCGAACCUAGCCAGAGGCAAUCUCGGGGCUGCAUUUCCCUUUUCCUAUAUUGAACCAAAGAAAUACGAAGCGGUUCUCCGCAAAUUCUUCCCUAAGGACAAUGGCCUGAUAUCAAAAAUCGACCCCAUUGGCAACUCUCCGGUGAUCGUUUCUAAAAAUGCAUUGAUGAAAAUUGCUCCAACAUGGAUGAACGUUUCUUUAGCUAUGAAGAAUGACCCACAAACAGAUAAAGCUUUUGGAUGGGUCCUUGAAAUGUAUGCAUAUGCUGUUUCGUCUGCGUUACAUGGUGUGAGCAACAUUCUACACAAAGACUUCAUGAUUCAGCCUCCUUGGGACACUGAAUCAAAGAAUACGUACAUCAUACAUUACACUUACGGUUGCGAUUUCGACAUGAAGGGAAAGAUGAUGGUUGGGAAGAUUGGAGAAUGGAGAUUCGAUAAACGGUCUUACGGUGAUAAACCGCCCCCAAGAAAACUCACAUUGCCUCCCCAAGGUGUUCCUGAGAGCGUGGUGACAUUGGUAAGUAUGGUGAACGAAGCUACGGCUAAUAUUCCUAACUGGGAAUCCUAAAAUAAUUUUGUUUUUUUCUUCCUGUAAGCAAGAUUACAUUCCUUUAAUAGUUUUCAUUACUCCAAUAUUUCAAAUUUAAAUCCAUUUGUGGAUUGGAAGAAAAGAGAAAACCGUAGCUGUAGAAAACUAAAGACGGCCUUGACAAUAUGCGAGUCAUUGUUGACAAUCAACCAUACAUUACUUAAUAUCGCCUUGUUGAUUAAGCAAAACAAAAAUAUGGUCAAGUAAACAGAUCAAUAUCAGGCAAAACAAAACAUGUGCUCGAAUACUUGUCUGUGUUUCAAACUCAAUCUAUGUUAGACUUGUUAGUGUGCAACUGUGUUUUGGCUAUGCAAGUUUCUUCUUCUCCCUUGAGAUAUUUUGUUUCAUUUUCUAGUUUAAUAAUAGAUCAUGAUUCGAACAGUCCGCUUGAAUAUUUAAGCCCAAAUUAAUGUCAUUAUUAAUAUAGAAAAGAACGCUAACAGACACUAAAAAAAUCAAUAAACACAUGCACAAGCAAUACAAGUUGUGUAACACGACUAAUCAAUCAAUAUACAACUAUAACACUUGCCUCACGUACGCGAACUUUCUUUAUUCUCUUGUCUUUAACACAUAUCCCAAUAAGAUCAAAUUUCAAAGAGCAAGUGUAAUCUUGUGUAAUCUUAGAUACAGAUAACAGAGACUUGGUAAUCUGAGGGCAAACAAUGACAUCAUUCAAAGGUAAAGUAUCUGAUGAAGAGCCAAUUACUACAGAGCAUGCGCGUGAGUGAUAGGUAAGAAAUUCCCAUUUCCCAUCAUCACUGUAUCUGAUUCAAGAUAUGGCUGUGUUUCAGAUUCUUAAGGUAAUAGUGACAUGAGCCAUUUCUCAUUGUAUUUAGGUACCAUUCAAUGCAUGAACCAUUUGUGACGUUUGUGAUAUGCACAGUAGGCUUCAGAAUCUAGUGUGCUUUUAGUAAUACAUAACUAGUGUUUUGCUGAAACAAGAAGAUUUUUACAAGAACAGCCAAAUUGGUGGCUUACAUUUUUUCUUGAAUUGCGCACACUUCGCAAAAAAAAAAAAAA